Molecule: messenger RNA, 1465 nt
Organism: Rosa rugosa (rugosa rose)
Lineage: Eukaryota; Viridiplantae; Streptophyta; Magnoliopsida; Rosales; Rosaceae
Product: protein CONSERVED ONLY IN THE GREEN LINEAGE 160, chloroplastic
Exons: 10
Coding region: 147-1181 (344 amino acids)
Source: RefSeq, a predicted model, not a curated record
UUCCUCUUCCCUUUCAGACUCUUAGCAAGAUAGAUAUUUACGGUCUGUGAAUAAGACACAACAAGUGUGGACUCAUUCAUCACCACACCACCAUUUACAUACACUCAGAAUUCAAAGACAACAGGAAAACCAACCAAACAUAAUCGAUGGCAAUUCUGAACUACUAUCUCUCAGUGACCUCCACAGCAACGCCCAUUUCUCCGGACUCAUCAUCAUCAUCAGCAAGCCAACCCGUGCCCGACCCGAGACAGAGCAAGAUCCUACUGCCCAAGAAGAAGCCCCAGAAAUGGUCCACUGGGAUGGCUCCCGGCGAGUACGGUGGCCCCCCAACCACCACGAAGCUCCGCAAGUACUGGGGAGGCGAUGUGGACCCUCUUGAAUCCGAUGACUUCAUGUGGAACAAAGAAUUCAUGGACCGCAUGAAGAAACUCAUUCAGGGCCCUGAUGACACUUCCACCCAAGUUGCUCCUGCCAAGGAAGUGCCUUCUGGGUUUCUUAGCUUGAAUAGGGUCAUGAGUCUCGACAGUCUAGAAGUUGAUUUGAGCAAACAACUCACAGCUUCUCCUGCCCAGCCUGAGUUGCAACAGCAUGUUGAGGCUACACCGCAAAGUUUGAAAAGCACUGCUAUUAAAUGGAGACACGCACCAACACGACGUGAGCAAGAUAAAUGGGCCAGAGCAACUAAGGCUGCAACUGGAGGCAGUGAAGUGAUGUUUCGGGAAGCAAGGCGCUCAAAGGAGGACCCGAAAGUAGUAGCUGAGCAGUAUAGGAAGCAGUAUUUCAAGUUAAAGAAGAGAUUGCAAGUACUUACACUGGGUAUAGGAGGUGUUGGAUUAGUUUCAGCUUAUGUUUCAUAUUCCCCUGAAAUUGCAGCUAGCUAUGGUGUUGGGUUCCUUGGUUCUCUGGCUUACAUGCGUAUGCUAGGGACUAGUGUGGAUUCCAUGGCAGAUGGAGCAAGAGGACUUCUCAAGGGAGCAAUUGGUCAACCAAGGCUAUUGGUUCCUGUUGUAUUAGUCAUGAUAUUUAACAGGUGGAAUGGGAUCGUUGUUCCACAAUAUGGAUUCAUGCACCUGGAAUUGAUACCAAUGUUGGUGGGAUUCUUCACAUAUAAAAUUGCUACUUUUAUUCAAGCUAUAGAGGAAGCAAUUCCUCAAGUUGAGAAAAUAGAUACAAGUUCAUGAUAAACCUUAACAUAUACGUCAGCAGAAUAUUCCAGUAAUGGUUAUGAUGCAGCUUGCAAAGAUUACAGACAAUGGUUGCAGUUGUGACAUGCUGCUUGGAAAGGAAGAGGUGUAUAUGUAGUCUAGUGAAUAGUAAGGAAUUGUUCUUUUUAUUUCUGUUCAAAGACAGUAAAAUCAGCCUUGUUUAAAUCAGUCUUCCCUAGAUACCAUCUGUCAGCCUGGUAUGGUUGUACGAUCAAGCUUCCCUACACAGUAUCAAUUGAAACCAAUUCAUUUUGUUCAAA